AUGGCGACUUGCAUUGAGCCAAGCAGAGUGAAGUAUAAAUUCGUGGAGGAAGUCGAGCGCUUGGACUAUUAUGUCCCAGGAGGCUAUCACCCCGUGAUGCUCGGUGAUCAAUUCUGCUCCGGUCGAUACAAAAUUGUUCACAAACUCGGCUUCGGCCGCUCUGCCACAACUUGGUUAGCAGAGGAUACAGAUAAAGGUCGCCUCGUUGCCAUCAAAAUCUCCACAGCCGAGUCAGCCGACCAAACUCACGAAAUGCAGAUCCUUUCGCGAUUAGCGAAGGCUGAAUCCAACCUCCCCGGAAAAGCUAUCGUCCAGAACCUCCUUGAUUCUUUCAAAAUCUCUGGACCAAAUGGCACUCAUCGGUGUUUAGUUACUGACACCGCAAGACUCAAUAUUAAUGAGGUGAAAGAGUACCCGUAUCAUCGACUUCUUCGUCUUCCAGCGGCGCGAGCUAUCGCUACACAGCUUGUUCUUGGGGUGCAAUUCACACAUUCUCAAGGGAUUGUUCAUGGGGACCUUCACCUUUCAAAUAUCCUUCUUCAAUUGCCACCCUGCAUGAGAAACGUGACACCUGAGCAGCUACUUGCUAGAACUGGCGAACCAGCGAAAGAGCUCGUUGUCCGCGAGGAUGGCGCUCCUCUUGACCCUGGAGUUCCUCCUGAGCUUGUUAUCCCGAUAUGGCUAGGCAUUGAUAGUGAUAAGGUGACCCUAGGAGAUGCCCUGAUCAAGAUUGCAGAUUUUGGGGAAGCCUUCAACCCUCGAGAAACAAAACAGUACGCUUGCCAUACACCUCUCUUGCUUGCACCACCAGAAUCCCGCUUUGCCGAUGCGGGAAAUUUAGAUAAGCCUCUUUCUUUCCCAGCUGAUAUCUGGACAUUAGCAUGUACUAUGUGGGAUAUCUUUGGAUGUAGACCUCCAUUUGAGUCCUUUCCAGUCUCGCAAGAUACGGUUACAAUGGAGCAUGUCGAGAUGCUUGGGAAACUUCCUAAUCGGUGGUGGAAUGAGUGGGAAGAAAGGAGCAAUUGGUUUGAUGAAGAUGGCCGUAAGAAUGUGAAGCAGAACCUCCGUCAGUGGUAUGGGAAUACACACCGAGAUUGGGAUAUGCGGUUCGCCGAAUACAUACGACAACCACGGGAAAGACAUGGAUUUGAUUUAUUUACAGCAGAGGAGGAGAUGGCUUUCCGUGGCAUGAUAAAGUUGAUGUUGGUUCUUGAGCCGAGCAAACGUGCUACGAUCGAUGAAGUUGUUGAAUGUGACUGGAUGCAACAAUGGGGAUUGCCUGAGUAG
This is a messenger RNA of Aspergillus ochraceoroseus IBT 24754, 1287 nucleotides long. RefSeq lists its product as uncharacterized. Gene Ontology annotation, biological process: protein phosphorylation; spliceosomal complex assembly; regulation of mRNA processing. The transcript has 2 exons. Bases 1 to 1287 code for a protein of 428 amino acids. Lineage: Eukaryota; Fungi; Ascomycota; Eurotiomycetes; Eurotiales; Aspergillaceae. Gene Ontology annotation, molecular function: protein kinase activity; ATP binding. The record is from RefSeq and is a predicted model, not a curated record.